GAGUAGCUGAAUAUAGAAAACGGAAGUAGUGGGAUAGUGUACUUCCGAUAUCUAUGACGCGUUUAGCCUUGAGUUGUGUCCUUUUAACAAUCUUCUCCAUUGUUUAUUAAUCUCGUAUUUCCGGUAAAUGGGGCGUAUGCCUUAAACAUUAAACUCAAUUCUGCUGUAUUAAGUUCGCCGAAUUAAGAUAAUGUAUGCCAUUUAAAAUAGCAAGAAGAAAGUCGAGAGCUGUUAUGAAUUACCAGCAACAGUAAACGACAAUGGCUCAACACAGACAGCAGGCAAAAUCAGAAGAUGGAAAUGGAUCGGUAUGUAGCAGUCAGAACACGGUCAAAAAGAUACUUCCGUCCGUUCCCAACACCGAAACACAUCUGAAUACUUCGGUGAAGAGGAUAGAAAGAACGACAAAUAAUACCAAAGCGAACAAGAGUUACGGUCCAUAUUUUCUCGAAUAUUCUCUGAUGGCUGAGUAUGUUCUCUUGCAAAAGCAGCAGCUGCCUGGCUUGUAUGUUGUUCCCUCUGCUGGAUCAGCACUAAAAUGGUUUGGUGUCCUUUUUAUUCGUAAUGGUCUCUACCAGGGUGGUGUAUUCAGGUUCACGUUAUACGUUCCUGAUAAAUACCCGGAUAGUGAUCCGCCGUUGCUGGUGUUUGAGCCGCCAAUCUUCCAUCCGAUAAUCGACUACACAACGGGAGAAAUGGACAUCAAGAGCGCCUUCCCCACAUGGAACGGAUCUCUUUGUAAUAAUCCAAAGAACGUGAACCAUCUUUGGCAAGUGUUGCAGUACGCGAGGAGUUCCUUCUACAAAAUCGAAACACAUUCACCAUUAAAUCAAGAAGCUGCUUCAUUAUAUGAAAAGGAUAUCGAACUGUACAAAUUAAAGGUAUCAGAAAGCAUCAAUCUGUGUAAUGAGAAGCUCUAUGAUCGUCCAAACACGGAUGAUCCUCACGCCAUACAUUUCAGUCCGUGGGAAUCGGCUGUACAUGAGAAUCUCAGAAAAAAGCUGACAGGAAAAAAGAAAGAAGAAGAACAAGAAAGCAAAAACGUGCAGAGCGGUGGACUUUCUUGGGUUCAAAAUGGGACACUUAAAAUAUUUUCAAAGUCUGUAUCGUGAAACAUUUAAGA
Centruroides sculpturatus (bark scorpion) is the source of this 1123-nucleotide messenger RNA. RefSeq names its product AKT-interacting protein-like. The record is from RefSeq and is a predicted model, not a curated record. Lineage: Eukaryota; Metazoa; Arthropoda; Arachnida; Scorpiones; Buthidae. The transcript has 9 exons. The coding region runs from base 261 to 1112 and encodes 283 amino acids.